Molecule: messenger RNA, 1973 nt
Organism: Mya arenaria
Lineage: Eukaryota; Metazoa; Mollusca; Bivalvia; Myida; Myidae
Product: sperm-associated antigen 7 homolog
Exons: 7
Coding region: 75-767 (230 amino acids)
Molecular function (GO): nucleic acid binding
Source: RefSeq, a predicted model, not a curated record
UUAACUAUCAAAUGUUUUUGACUGGGGUUAGUGACAAUAGUUUUUCUCCUUUUUGAUUUGUUACUAAACACAUUAUGGAUCUCCUUGGUUCCAUUUUGGGAACGAUGCAAAAGCCUCCGUCAAUCAGUAUUGAAGAGAAGAAGAAGAGGAAAGCUCAACAAGAACAGAUUGAAAAGCAGCAGAAAGUGGAGAAGAAGAAAUUACAUGAAUUCAGGGAAAAGAUACAAUCUAAAAUCAAUGAGUUCAUCAAGGAUGGCAGACAGGAGAAGCUGCAGCUUGAUCCGAUGGACAAAACAUAUAGAGCGAUCGUGCAUGAAGUAGCAGACAUUGCUGGACUUGCAUCCUUCUCAUUUGGCCUGGAAGAAAAAGACAGAUAUGUAAUGAUGUGGAAAAAGGAGUUUGCACCGUCUGACGAGGAACUUUUGGCAUACAGGCGAGAAGAGGAGUGGGAUCCAGAGAAGGCCAGGCACACUGACCAGCUCAGGGCUAUAGAGAGGUUAGCUGCCGAGUCAAAACCCACUGUAUCAAAAGUUGAACCAAGCACAAACUACCGGGACAAAUACAAACACCUUAUUGGUGACACUGCAGCCAAAGAUGCAGCUCAGUCUACUAUUACAAACAGAUCAUACGGAUUUGUAUCAAGUGAAAAUAAGCGUGACAGGAGGACAGUAGAACAAGUAUUAGCAGACUCCAGAGCAAAGAAAAAGUUAAAAACUGAACAGUCUUCGGAUGAUAUAAGCAAUUUGGUUCAAGAUAGUAAUAGUUGAGGAUUAUAGUUUACAGAAUUAGCUUGGCAUUUUCUUCUAACACUGGUUGAACAGCCAAAUAAUUAUUAAGUAUGACACUAAUUUAACUGUAGAACUAAACCAACGAUGAAAUAAACAUCCAGUUAUUGAUUCUUGCUGAACUUCUAUCCAAAAACACAAAUGCGAUUACAUGUGUUAGGUAGACUGUAUGAUUUUAGUUCAGCUGCACACAAAGUGCUAAGUGCGAGUAAUUGUGAUAGGGUGAUUGUCUGUUGUCGGUUUGUCUGUUCAGACAUGGUCGGUCCAUCCCUCAAGCCUGCAGUCGUCAACAUUAUCCUUCAAACAGCUUCUCUUCAUAAACCACCAGAAUAACUUCAACCAGACUCCACAGAAAUGUUCUCUGGGUGGUCUUCUUCCAGAUUCUUUCAAUAAAAAAGCUUUAUGCGGAACUGGGGUUUCCAUGGCAAAUCUUUGAAAAUCCUCUUUUCAGAAACCGCUUGCCUGAUUUCGGAAUAUUUUCAUAGAAAUAUUCCUUAGGUGACCUUUUGAAAACAAUUGGUCUGAUAUCAAAAUAUUUUGGAAGAAAUGAUCCUUGGCCCUUUUAUCAAAAUUAAAAAAUAGUAAAUAUUUUUUAUGACUAUUUUUAUUUAUUUAAUAAAUCAUACAGAUAUAUAUUUUUAUAAUUGUUUUAUUGUUUAACAAUCAAUGAAGAUACCAACUUCAAACUUCUUGAACUUAUUUACAGUGACAAUGAGUUAUUUUCUCCAAUCAUCACCAAAUUUAAACAGAAUGUGUAUGGACACAAUUCCUUGGAUGUGAUAACUAGCCAAAGCGCUGUAGUCACCCCAGAGUUGGUGCCCUUUUAUUCAAGAAAUGUCUAGAGCACCAUCGAAGUUUUACUCAGGUGAAGGAUAUAGGGCCAUAAUGGCUCUUUUGUUUUUAUACAUAUUCAGUGCCAUUUUCCAGAGACAAGACCCAUGUUUGCAUUGAUGUCGAUUCAGCUGUAAUGUCAUUAUUUUAAUCUCUCCGUCAUGUUUGCCAUGUUGUAACCCAAUGUUUUGUGACUGUUUGAAUUCCCUUCUUGACUGUCAACAAUAAGUUAUCCUUCUGUUAAAUUUAUUUUUUUGCUAGCAUAAUGCCAUUAUUCAUAUGGGUACUGUUAACUCAUUAUUACACAACCAUGUAUGUGAUUUUUGCACUUGUUUUUAAUAAAUACAUAUAAGUAAG